This is a messenger RNA of Metschnikowia bicuspidata var. bicuspidata NRRL YB-4993, 659 nucleotides long. RefSeq lists its product as uncharacterized. Lineage: Eukaryota; Fungi; Ascomycota; Pichiomycetes; Serinales; Metschnikowiaceae. Bases 179 to 550 code for a protein of 123 amino acids. The transcript has a single exon. The record is from RefSeq and is a predicted model, not a curated record.
UGAGCGGUUAUUCACGCUUUGUGCUUUGAGCGGUUAUUCAACCUUUGUGCUUUCAGCGGUUAUUCAACCUUUGUGCUUUGAGCUGUUGUUCAACCUUUGUGCUUUGAGCGGUUAUUCACGCUGUGUGCUGCGUCUUAAGCUUUGUACUUUGGCUGUUAUUCAAGCUCUGACCUGUGUGAUGCGUAUCUCGGGACUUUGUGUGCCUUGUGGGCGGAUGUCGUGCCCGAUGAUCAGGGUGCUUUUUCUUGCUGGGCCGGAUCCUGGGGUUGGAGGGCCGAUGCCAGCGCCUUAUACUGAAUUGCGAGUGCGCGCGGACGGCCCCGUCUGCGAUGGCCCUGGUAUUUUAGGGCCGCGCGAGAACAUGCGCGCGGCCUCAACAGGCUCAGGCGUGGGCAUGAGAAAAGCAAGGGCGAUUGGUGGGCUUUUUACUUGCAUGCUGUUUGCAAUGUUAUUUUGGUGUUUUUGGUGCUUGGUGUUCUUGGUGUUUGGUUUAUUUGGUGUUUGUCUGUUCCAAAGAGUAGCACUCAUAGGGACUCAUAGGGACUCAUAGGGACUCAUAGGGACUCAGACUCAUAGGGACUCAAUUGUGCUCGCGCCAAUGCACCCAUCAUAGAUCGGCGCGGCCGCGGGUCUAAUUAAAGCUCCGGUAAGACGAAGAA